This is a messenger RNA of Plasmodium vivax (malaria parasite P. vivax), 1596 nucleotides long. RefSeq names its product RNA helicase, putative. Gene Ontology annotation, biological process: rRNA processing. The transcript is spliced from 3 exons. The record is from RefSeq and is a predicted model, not a curated record. Gene Ontology annotation, cellular component: nucleus. Gene Ontology annotation, molecular function: nucleic acid binding; ATP binding. Lineage: Eukaryota; Apicomplexa; Aconoidasida; Haemosporida; Plasmodiidae. The coding region runs from base 1 to 1596 and encodes 531 amino acids.
AUGGUGAUGGUGAUGAUGACCGGUACGCGUAGAAUCGAGACCGAGGAGAGGAGCGCCGCUGGUAGUGAACCCGCCCUCGAAAUUGACAGCCGAGGGGAGGACACCCAUAAGGGGUUCAAAAGGAGGAAAAAAAAAAGAGGGAGAAAAAAAAAAAGACCAAAAAGUGGCCCCACGGGAGGUAAUGAGGAGGGUGUUUCCAACGAUCAGGCCGUACGCUCUGCCAACCCGACCGCUUCCCCCACCACCGCUGACCGCACAAAGGGGGAGAGCCCCAAAAGGGAAAAAUUCGACAUACAAAAGGUUAUCCAAAAUGAGGAGCACUUCCAACGCGCGGACGAAGUGAAGUACAAGGUGCACUACGCCAGGUGGAACCUGAGGGGAAAAAUAAACCUCCUGUACAGCAUAAUGAAAUCUUUACAUGACGCCAAUUUCUGGAAGCCAACAGAAAUACAGAAGCAGACCCUUGAGCACUCCAUAAACUUUAAGAAGGACGUAAUCGUAGUGUCCAAAACGGGAACGGGAAAAACGCUAACCUUCUGCAUACCCAUAUUAAACAAUAUAGUAAAAAAUAAAUUAAGGGAAUACAGAAAAAGGGGAAGUUGCGUUCCCAAACUUAGGUGCAUCAUACUAGUCCCCACAAGAGAACUAGCCAUUCAAAUUUUAAGCCACUUCAGCAACAUAAAUAAGUACACCCACAUUUACAUCGCAACAAUCAUUGGAGGAUUAAAUCUUAACAAACAGAAAAGAAUUAUUUCCAACAAACCAGAAAUCUUAGUUUGCACCCCGGGAAGAUUGAAGUACUUUUUACUCCUAAAUGAUAAGAUAAGCUAUUUGGAUAAAAUGAAACACGUCAGAUAUUUUGCAUGCGACGAAAUUGAUAAGAUGAUAGAAACGUCUUUCAUGAGGGACAUCAAUUUGAUUGCCAAGCAUUUGUACAAGUCCGUGGGGGAGAAGAAAAAAUUUAUUCAAACGUUUCUCCUUUCCGCUACUCUAGGGUUGUCAGUCCAUCUGCAAAAUGAACAUCUGGCCAAACUGUUAAAUUGUGUUACGAUUAGGAAAGAACAAUCUUGCAUCAUCAAUUUGGCUGAUGCCCAUUUGGAAGGCGACUCCUCCCGGGAAGGCGGAGGCAGCAUCCUCCCCGAUGGACUUUCCCUCAGUAUGGUCAAAUGCGAAAGGAAAAAGGUCCUACAAAAACUUUUUUACCUUCUCAAGCUGUAUUUCCUGAGCGGUUCAGCGGGCCACUCCCCAGAUGACCCCAACCAGUUAAACCGCAACAGUGACAGUGCUGAACAUGGGCAGGUAAAAAAAAUAGUCAUCUUUGUAAACACCAUCAAGGAAACGAAGGAGCUGAAUAGCAUAUUUAGAUUCUUAUUCUUCGACCAAGGGGUAGAGUCAUCUGUGCCAAAAAAAUACCGUUGCGACUUGUCGCUAAAGGAACGGAUAAACAUUUUCUCUAUACACUCCAAACAGUCUCUCAAGGAGCGCAUGCAAAGCAUUUCUAAAUUUUCUCAAUCGAUUAACCAUUCCGUUCUCUUCUGCACGGAUGUGCUAAGCAGUCCCUAUUGGCGUUACUAUGGGAACAUACGUCAUUAUUGA